Molecule: messenger RNA, 1274 nt
Organism: Betta splendens (Siamese fighting fish)
Lineage: Eukaryota; Metazoa; Chordata; Actinopteri; Anabantiformes; Osphronemidae
Gene: pih1d1
Product: PIH1 domain containing 1
Exons: 10
Coding region: 347-1198 (283 amino acids)
Biological process (GO): box C/D snoRNP assembly; rRNA processing
Cellular component (GO): ribonucleoprotein complex; cytoplasm; R2TP complex
Source: RefSeq, a predicted model, not a curated record
AAACGAUGUUAUAGCUGGUUUAGAGAAGGACAUGCGCUGAAACACAACAGCAAACACAAAGCUAACACGGCGGAGAAUUAAAUUAUUUGACUCAAAAAGUGAAGUUAGUCGACUGAAGACAGUGUGAAAGGUAAUGCUAAGCUAAUGCCUGUAGAGGAGGUUUGACAUGCCAGAGAAAACAACUCGUGUGAAGAUAAUUGUUUUUGGUGCCAAGAAGCCAUAAUGUCUGAGCAUAUAGUAGCAGGUUCCCAUUACAGUACGGCAUUUGAUGCUUCGUUAAUAUUAAAAAUAUGUCGGUCAUAUUUAGUAUUUCCAUACUAAAUGAUCAGAUAAUUUUUUAGUAGCCAUGGCAACGGACUCCUCACUCCUCAACUCUGAGCUGGAGCAACAGCACCAAGAGGAGCUCUACCAACAGCUGCUGCAGACAAUGGGAAAGAUCCACAGCGCAAUUCCAGACACCAAAGUAAUACGACCACAACCUGGCAUGUGUGUAAAAACAGUCUCUGAACCAGACAAACAGAAGGUCUUUGUAAACAUUUGCCAGUCCAACUCAGUCCCACCUCCACCAGACCUUUCAAGAGAGGACCUUGAAGAGCUGCUCCAAUCGGAAGAUCCCAGUGGCUACAGAGUUCCCAUGAGCCUUGGCGAACCACACACAGAAGUAGACAACAGCUCUCAGGGUUGCACAGCUUACGAUGUCGUGAUCAACCAAGAGUUCUUUCAGAAGUGCCAGGAGGAACUCUUGUUUCAGCAGUUUGUUAUUCUGGUGUCAUUUGAAGGUUUGGAGAACAAAUACAAGCUAGAGCUAAGUAGGGACUGGAAGGUGUUGAAGAACAGAAAGUUUUUGGGUUCUGUUAGUGAGCAAAACAUCCGAACAAAGAGCAAACCAGUGAUCCAAGAGUUGCAGCCUCAGGAGAGCUCCACUGCCUCAGCCAAAAGGCCAGAGUUCCUUUUACUUGUGGAACCUUCUUCUGGCAAUCCUGAAUACCUUAUUGCAGAAAUAAAGCUGCCUGGGGUGCUGUCAUCUCGCUCUCUGGUUCUGGAUGUUGGAGAGGACCACCUGAUUUUAACAGCUCGGCCCUCGCUCUUCCAUCUCGACACCUUUCAUGCCUUCCUCAUCAAUCAGGAGAACAGUGUGGCACAGUUCAACAAGAGCACUCAGAUCCUAACAGUCAUUAUGCCUAUAGUGUCUUCAUGAAUGUGAAAAAGAAAUCUGUAGUACGUUUUUUCUUAAAAUAGUAAUAAAAAUGUUUUUAAUAAAAUUUUGAAACAUC